CCCUACACUUUGGGAACCUCUGCUAAGUAUCGUCGGUGAAGUUUGCCAUGCACGUCAGAUUUUCCUGCGCAUUUUCAUAUCUCUGCUAACAGGUUAUGGGCCUAGAGAGCUAAGAAAUUUUCCAAAAAGAUGUGUUUUGUGUUUUUGCCACCGAGAGAAACGUCACAACGUACAGCGUGCUCAGUGAGGAUUAGCAUACCAUGCUAACGGCAUGAGCCGACGAGCCGCUGAGUCAAAUAGCCGUUGGGCUCGGCUAGUUUUUGAUGGAGACAAAAAGAAUUACGAACUAUUGGAGACAAAAUUUUUGGGCCACCUUCGUUUGCAAGGUUUAAGAGACAUUAUUUUGAAGCAGCCUACCGACGCGGAGGGAGAAGAACACAGAGCAAAGAAUGCAGAGGCCUACGCGGAGCUGAUCCAGUUUCUGGUUGACAAAGGUUUGUCUCUUCUUAUGCGAGAAGCAGCGGAUGAUGGACGGAAGGCGCUGGGGAUUCUAAGAAACUAUCAUGCAGGUAAAGGGAAGCCUCGUAUAAUUAGCCUGUAUACAGAACUCACUUCGCUCCCAAAGUCCAGCAGUGAGAGUGUGACUGACUAUGUGAUACGAGCAGAGACAACAAUCACAGCCCUGAGAAAUGCUGGAGAAACUUUGAGUGAUGGGCUAUUGGUAGCAAUGGUUUUGAAGGAGCUGCCAGUAUAAUUCAAACCGUUUGCGAUCCAUGUCACACAAAGUGAAGUUGAAGUGACUUUUGCUGAAUUUAAAACUAAACUGCGAAGCUAUGAAGACACAGAGAAAAUGUCUGCUGCAGCGUCAGAUGACAAUGUCAUGAAAGCACGUGCGCGACCGAGCGACAAACCCACUUUUGAAAAAUCGAAUGACCGUGGGGCCGGCAAUGCAGACAGUGUGUUUCAGAUGCGGACUAAAGGGACACAAAGCCAGGACGUGUCAACGCAAGCAGUGGUGUAGCGAGUGUAAAAGCACCACCCAUCGGGACUCAACCUGCAGACGGAAAGGGCGGCAGGACAACGCACGGAAAGUUUCUGAGGAGUCGGGUAGCAAAGACUACGCAUUCCGGGUAAGCAGCGAGGAUGCAGCGUUCCAGUCAGAGCAUGGCGUCAACAAAAAGGGUCUGAUGGUGGACACAGGGGCAACUUCGCAUAUUGUUACAGAUAUAACGAAGUUCAGGAGAUUCGACGACAGUUUCCAGCCCAAGACACACUACGUAGAGUUGGCUGACAGCACUAAGUGCACUGGAGAGCAGAGCAAAGAGGGGAGGCAGAGUUUUGCUUGAUGGACAGCAGGGGGCAGUGCCACAAAACAACCUUGAAACAGGCACUGUACAUCCCAUCAUAUCCACAAGACAUCUUCUCUGUGAAAGCAGCUACCUCAAAUGGAGCUACUGUGAUCUUCAAGCAAGGAAAAGACACCCUGCAACACAAAGACGGUACAAGGUUCCCAAUAUAUGAAUACAACAGACUGUACUACCUGCAAACAGUAAACACUGAAGUAUGACUUCAUCUGUCAACCAUACCUGUGAUCCAGUUGUCCCAUCAGUCAACCCUUUCUUUAUGCUGGUCUACAGUCUGCUGUUUCUGGUGGGUUUACUCAUCAAUGGCUUCAUCUUAAAGUUUCACAUUUCUCAAACUCAGCAGCAGGCAUCCAGCAGCUUGAUGGUCUACCUGAAAAACCUGACAGCUGCUGACUUCCUGCUCUGCCUCUGUUUGCCACUGCGGAUAACCCACUAUGCCAGCAGCUCUGCCAUUUUGCACAGAGUCCACUGCAGCAUUGGAGCUACUUCCCUGUACCUCAACAUGUACACCAGCAUCCUUUUCAUGGGGUACAUCGCUGUUAACAGGUAUCUAAAGAUCAUCCAUCCUUUAGGAACUCACAUCCUGCAGACAGUAAGGACUGCCCACAUCGUCUCCACGGUCACCUGGGUUUUUCUUCUGGCUCCAACAAUCACCUACAACAUUAUGUUUUUCAAAACUCACAAACCUCUGACCUCUCAAUCUGGGUACUGUGGGCCCCUCUUCAGUACAUCAUUCAGCGUCCUUCAUAAAACGUUCCAGAUCAGUUGCACCAUCAUCUUCCUCUUAGUCUUCAUAUCCCUGGUCUUCUUCUACUACAGCACCUCCCGCAGGGUGUUGCAGGCACAGCAGAGGCAGCUGGCCUCCUCUGGCUCUGAGAAGCUGGUGAAGUCUCGCAGGAACAUCUUAGUGCUGGUCAGCAUCUUCUGUGUUUGUUUUGUGCCCUAUCACCUGGUUCGACUUCCCUAUGCUUUUCUGUGGAAGAGCUCUGUGGGCCAGCUCUUAUACUACCUGAAGGAGGCAGCCACCAUGGUGUCAGUUUUCAACGUCUGUCUGGACCCUCUUGUUUAUUUUUUCCUCUGUAAGACUUUUCGGGCCCACGUGAGAAAGGCAUCCUGGAGAGUCAACGAUCCAAACAAACAAACCAGGAGAGUGAGAGCAGCAACAAGCCAAACCAAUGAGCUGUAAAGAAAAGAGCUCAGACAUCAAUAUGAGGCUCAACUCAACAUUUCAUGGGGUGAUGACAUCAUGAUCACUUUUUUUUAAUUUUCAAUAUAUUUUCUAAAAUAGAAAACAAAAUAUUUUUCACUUUGUCAUUAUGAGCUAUUUUUUCACAUUAAUUUUGAGAUGAAAAGAAAAUGAAUCAUUCUGGAAUGAGACUGUAACAUGACAAAACGUGGACCAAGUGACGCGCUGUGAACACUCUCUGGAUGCACGGUAGCUCAACAUCACUGCUUCACACAUGGCUCAUUUUUAACCUCCUUCUUUCCACCCCACGCUAACAUGUAGCUUAAAUAAUCACAUUUUAUAUCUUGUUUACUUUCUUUCAGUUGUUUUUUUCCAAAACCUGGAGCUGAUAAAUGAUCACCAUGUUGUUCUUUAGUGUUUGUUUGAGAGUAAAACGAGCGUUGUUCUUUGUGACCUGGAUUGUGUCGUUAAUCUGUGUCACAGACUGACUAUAUGUCAACACUUGUAGCUACCUGCAGCAAUAAUAGCAUGUUUGCAGAUGUAAAUGUCUUAUUAUCAGUUACAUUCUCUUUAGAUACUGUAGAAAAUAAUCUAAAGGUUUUUUAUUUUCGUGCUGUAUUUAUGUGUACAUCAACAACAUGACAUGUGAAGCUGAGCUGAACUGAUCAGAAGCGGAGAACUUUUAACCCUCAGUUUUUUAGACUAUAGAACACUUAGAAAUAUCAUCAAUGUCAUUAAUACAGCUCCAACAUUGCAACAAACCAAACUGUUUUAAAAAUCAGGUCUCAGAUUUAUUCGACCUCAGGCUCCACAGAUAUACAAGCACUGGGAGGCACAGACAACCCUGAACAAUAUGGCUGCUGUGCUUCUGUAUGUUUCAUGGUUUGUUUUGUUUCAUGUUGUGCAUGUAUAACACAGCAGCUACUUCCUCCUACUGUUUCCACUGAACCGAUGGCUGAGGCUACAGUCAGAUUUCUCAACACAAAACUAAUAAUAGAGUGUGUAUAGCUGUGGGAAAGUGUGUGUCUGUCCUGUACAUUGUGGUGAAAUAUGCGUUAUCUUUGCUCUUCUGUUGAUAGUUAUGAACAAAUAUAGCUGCAGUGAUAAAAUCUGUAAAUCCUCUUUUCAUCAACAGCUAGACAUUAAACUUUAUCGUAACACCUAGAAGAACAACCACACUGAGCCGUGUGUAAACGUUCAGUGUGAGAACAGGAAGCAGUUUGAAAAUCUAAGACCUCGAGUGUCAUGAAGGAGGCCGGAGUUCUCAGACUUCUUGUGGUUUGAGGCUUUUUUCUGAUUGGCAGUUGUUUAAGGGAAGUACUUUCAGAUUUUAACUUUGGGUUCGCCACUUAUAGAGUGCUUUUCUUCUCUAUCUGAACACUCAAAGCACUUUUAACUACAUGCCUCAUUUAGCCAGUCACACACAAAUUCAUACAACGUUUUUUUUUUAAAUUAAUCUAAGCACCUUAUCUAACAUUCGAUCGGAUCCACCUACAUUAUAAUUGCUAGAAGACCUGCUCUUCCUCCUGAGCCUGUAUGUUUAUAAGAGACAAAUGUUGAAAAUUCCUCAGUGGCGUAGUCCCCUGGCCCAAACACUAAAGCCCCUCAGCUAUUUUAGUACAUUAUACACUUAUAUCUAUAAAAAUCCCAGCUUGCACUGCGGGAUGUGUUUUUUUUUGCUUUCAGCUUGGGUCCUCUAUCAGAGUCCUGGGAACUUAAGGGUCCCAGUGGCCAGCUCAGAUAUUGUUCUAGAUUCUGGUUCUGCAUUAAUUUUUCCAUAGCAGACUAAAUGAUCAAGCUUAUAAGUAGACUUUUAUUUUUGACUUUUAAAUGUGUCCUGAACAGGAAGCACGUAAUUAUGCUCUUAGCCCUCUGUUGGGUUGGGGUUUCACAGUUCCAAUGAGCAUAACCAAUUUUGGAGGUGUGCUGCCAUCUGCUGGCUGCUCCCAGUUGCUGCUCAGGGUGUCCAUCUCUGAGAGGACACUGGAGCUAUAGCACUAAAAUGAAGCUGUGUAAUAUUAAAGAUGAAUGUUUAUUAAAAGUUCCACCAGAUCUUAAUUAUGACUUCAGUGCUGUUCACAGUUAGAAAGUGACUUUGUGUGGUAAAUCGGCUAACUCAGAGACUGAAUAUUUGGGCUUAAACUACAUUAUUUAUAGUGACUCAGUCUCCAGUUUACACCUGACAUUAUCUCCAGUAGUUUUAGUGUUUCUCAACCAGCAAAUUCAGGUUAUACUCCCAGUGUU
Molecule: messenger RNA, 4734 nt
Organism: Oreochromis niloticus (Nile tilapia)
Lineage: Eukaryota; Metazoa; Chordata; Actinopteri; Cichliformes; Cichlidae
Product: P2Y purinoceptor 14
Exons: 4
Coding region: 1504-2490 (328 amino acids)
Biological process (GO): G protein-coupled receptor signaling pathway
Cellular component (GO): membrane
Molecular function (GO): G protein-coupled purinergic nucleotide receptor activity
Source: RefSeq, a predicted model, not a curated record